CGUAUGAUUUAGCCUCCUCUCAUAGGCCUUGCAGCAGCAGACCUGGCUGACACUCAUUCAGCUAGCCUGACAGCUAGCUAACUGCUCUAACCUCAGAUAAACAGCAUGGAGUUAAAUAACAUGUUAUCACAGCUCGACACUUCCAACGAAGAGGACAUCGAGAAGCUUCUGCGGCAGUUCAUUAGAGAGAACAGUCACACCUUCAGUUUUGACCAAAAGGAGGAGACCCUGCGGAGUAAGCUGUGUCAGAGCGUGUUGUCGGUUCUCGGGAGGAAGGUGCAGCCCAGCUGUCAGAAGACAUGUCUGGAGACACUCCGCAUCCUGUCCAGAGACAAGCGUGUCCUCGCACCUGUAGCCACCAGGGAGGGCAUGCUGAUCCUUGGAGGGAUGGCGAGGCUGAACGCUGGAGAGGAAGGAAAUGACAACCAGAAAAGCUCUCAGGAAGACACCCUGUCAGAGGAAGAGGAGAGGGUGGUGGUGGAGGCCUUGAAGUGCCUAUGCAACGUGGUGUACAACAGUCCUGCAGCUCAGCAGGUCAGUGUAGACGUGCAGCUGGCUCAUGGCCUCUGUGCCAACCUGCGUACAGCCCGCACAUGGCACCAUGAGGUGGGCCUCUUCACACUGCGCCUCCUCUUCCUGCUGUCUGCACUGAGGCCCGAUGUGAGAGGGGUUUUGAGGAGAGAAUUGCAUGCUGUGAGACUACUGACGGAGGUCCUGGAGCACACCCUGGAUGUGAGCUGGGUCGGUCCCUAUGAAGCCGCCCGUCCAGAUCCACAGGCCCUGCCCAUGCCUGCAGCGGACAAUGAGAGAUCAAUGGAGGCGCUCAAAGCCUUGUUCAACCUCACACUGUCUGACACUGGUGGUGAGGAGGACGACCACCAGUUCCGACUCAUCGCCGCUAUCCUGCGUCAUCUGUUGAUGCUGAAGACUGAGACCGAGGAGAAAACGGAGGAGGCACACAGGUGGGAAGUCUCCCAUGCCAUCAACCUGCUGAAUAACCUGCCCGUGUCCUGCCUGGACGUGUUGAUUGACGUGCCUGUCCAGGGAGGACUGGAGAUAUAUGGUGGGAAAAACAUGGAUGGAGUCCAGAUGUUGAUAGACUUCAUGGAGAAAAGGAUGGACAAGCAGGGCUCCAACUACAAAGAGGGUUUGACUCCGGUGCUCAGCCUCUUGACUGAAGGAUCCAGACAACACAGGGAGAUCCGCAGAUAUAUCAAAGCUCAGGGUACAGUACUCCCCCCACUGAAAGAUGUAAAGAUCAGGCCAGAGAUCGGCACCACCACCAGAAACAAGCUGGUUCGCCUUAUGACACACGUGGACAUGGGUGUGAAGCAGACGGCUGCAGAGUUUCUCUUCGUCCUCUGCAAAGAAAGCGUGGACAACCUGUUGAAGUACACAGGAUAUGGAAAUGCAGCAGGACUCCUGGUGGCUCGAGGACUUCUGGCCGGAGGGAGAGGAGAGACUCAGUACUCGGAAGAUGAAGACUCGGACACAGAGGAAUACAAAUCUGCUAAAACUUUCAUCAAACCCAUCACCGGUCACGUGGAGGAGCCGAUGCCACCCAUCGAGGAGAUGACCGAGGAGCAGAAGGAGUACGAAGCCCAGAAACUUGUCAAUAUGUUUGACAAGUUGUCCAGGCAGAACGUGAUCCGGCCGAUGGGCGUCCGGCCCGACGGGACAUUAGCACCUCUUGAAGAAACUCUCUGUGAUCCCCCCGAGGACUCGGGAUCAGACUCUGACUAGUUGCGCUGCACAUUCGGGCCACAUUUCCCAGACUGGGCCCCCAACACAUCUGGAGCUGUGUCCCAUCUCAAGGUCUGGAUCCUUCUGAAGGAAGCUGGGGUCAGUCAGAGGAGCUAGAAGCUGGCUGAACCAGUCUACCGUCACUGAGCUGAAGUAAGUCAACACGCUGUCCUGAUGCCUCCCGAUAAGUCAUCGUCUCUAUUUACUUAAACUGGUGGAAUUUAGGAUCCGCUUUUUAACUGGUUUAACUGUUUUUUUAACAGGAAGUCGCCCGAAACUGAGAAAAGUUUAAAAUCGUGAUAACUGGGACAAGUUACAUUUACGUUAACAUUACGAGCUUUAGUGUAACAAACUGGUCAAUAAUAUAUGAGAUUAAUGGUAACCCGUAUAACUUCUAUUUAUCUGUACGUUUCAGUCAGGUGUAGCGAUAUAUAAUCUAGGCCGACCCGUUCAGUACGUAUUCAGUCUAGAGAUGUAACUUGUGGUGAUCCGGUCCUGAGCUGGGACACAGCUCAUCGUGUCCCGACGCAGCAGGAAGACUUUCUCCAAAGUGACUCGAUGCGCGGCAGAAAGACUCUUGCGGCGGCAUCAUGAUGCACGGAGGUCUCCGUGGUUACUGCUGCACCUUUCCUCCUUUAUUCUACCGCUCCAUAAGUUGAAAACAAUAGAGGUAAUAAUAUCAUUAUUUGCUGUGGGAUGCGCCGAUACCGAUACCAGUAUCGGGUCCGUUACUGUGCUCAUGUACUCGUACUCGCAAAACGGCUCCGACACAACGACACCAAUGCACCCGAUACGACCGAUACGCCCGACCCGUGGGCCGGGAUCCCACCUCAGCCGGUGCGCGCUGGCCCUGACUUUCAUUGGGCCACGGGGUUUUACUUGCACCUCUGACUCGCGUGUGCGUUAGAUCCUUGGUCCGUGUUUCAAGACAGGUCGGGUGGGUUGCCGACAUCGCCGCAGACCCCUGGCGCUUUUACGUGGGCCGAGCCCCGCCCUGGGGGCACGACGCGGUUGCCUGCCGUGUGUCGCUCACACCCUC
Molecule: messenger RNA, 2782 nt
Organism: Sebastes umbrosus (honeycomb rockfish)
Lineage: Eukaryota; Metazoa; Chordata; Actinopteri; Perciformes; Sebastidae
Gene: ric8b
Product: RIC8 guanine nucleotide exchange factor B
Biological process (GO): G protein-coupled receptor signaling pathway
Cellular component (GO): plasma membrane; cytoplasm
Molecular function (GO): G-protein alpha-subunit binding; guanyl-nucleotide exchange factor activity
Source: RefSeq, a predicted model, not a curated record